GCAGCAGUCACUGCCUUUAUUUUGAAGGCCUGGUGAGUGUGCAUGAACUGGUGAUCUUGUUUCCGGGUCACGAGGACUAUUUCCUUCGAAUGUCUUUCGCACAUCAGGAUGGUCCAACGUCCGGUGGGAGCGUAAUUGUACAAACGUGUUCAGAGUUGGCCUUUCUUUUCCGUCUUUGGCUCUUGGAUGUGUGGAAGAUGUCCAGCCUUCAGGAUCUCUCAGUGCUUCCCACUGACAUCCAGAAGCUGUCUAUGAGUAAGGACGAGCCUCCUGAGCAGCAGGAGUGGAGCUCCAGUCAAGAUCAAGAGGACAUCAAGCCCUCACACAUUAAAGAGGAACAGGAGGAACUGAGGAUCCAUCAGGAUGGAGAGCAGCCUCAAGGACAGGCGGAGGCUGAUGUCAAGUUCCCAUUCAGCCCUGUUUCUGAGAAAACUGAAGAGAAUGAAGAGAAACCCCAGUCGCUGCAGCUUCAUCAAGUAAAAACUGAAGAGAUGGAAACAGGAAAUAAUGGAGAGUACUGUGGGGAAUCAGAACAAGCCAGGAGCUCAGAUACAGAGAGACAUUUGCCACCAGAGACUGAGGGCAAGAUUGAAAAGUCUUCUGAACUUGAGGAUGAAGACAAUGAAAGAUGCACAACAGUGUACCAGUCAAGUUUAAGCUCAGUGGAAAGAAUGAAAGAUCAGGGACCAAAGACCAAGAAGAAAUUGCAUAGCCAUUCUCAGAGUGGUAAAAUAUUCAAAAAGAAAAGGACCCUUACUGGACGUAUGCAAACUGAGGCACUCAAACCUGUGAGCUGCCCUCAGUGUAGCAAACGAUUUAGAUAUAAAUGUCACCUAACAAUGCACUUGAGAACUCACACAGGAGAGAAACCCUUCAGUUGCUCUGAGUGUGGCAAAAGAUAUCGAAAUAAAAAUCAUCUGACUGAGCAUUUGGCAACUCACUCAGGAGAGAAACCCUUUAGCUGCCCUGAGUGUGGCAAUAGAUAUAGAUUUAAACGUUAUCUGGCUGAUCAUUUGAGAAGUCACGCUGGAGAGAAACCCUUCAGCUGUCCCCAGUGUGGCAAAAGAUAUAGAUUUAAACGAUGUCUGACAGAACAUUUGAGAACUCACUCAGGAGAGAAACCCUUCAGUUGCUCUGAGUGUGGUAGAAGGUUUAGCCGCAAGGGAAACUUGACCCAGCAUAUGGUUAUUCACAGGGGAGAGAAACCCUUUGUUUGCCCUGAAUGUGGAAAAAAAUGCAAUUUCAAAGGACAGCUUAGACAACAUUUGGGAACUCACUUGUUAGUGAAACCCUUAAGUUGCUCUGAGUGCGGAAAGAAAUUCAGUCAGAGUAGCUAUCUCACAGAUCAUUUGAGAACACACAAAGGAGAGAAGCCUUUCAGUUGCUCAGAGUGUGGUAAAGGGUUUAACCGCAAAGAUAACUUGGCUAGACAUACACUUCUUCACACGCGAGAAAAGGCCCUCAGCUGCUCUGAGUGUGGAAAGAAAUUCAACCUUAAAGCACAUCUGACACAACAUAUGAAAAUCCAUGUGGCUGAGAAACCCUUUAGCUGCUCUGACUGUGGUAAUGCUUUUAAUCGUAAAUCCUGUCUGAUUCAUCACACCCGCAUUCAUACAGGAGAGAAACCCUUUGUUUGCUCUGAGUGUGGUAAAGGGUUUAUGCGCAAAGAAACUCUAAACCAACAUUUAUUUAUCCACAAAAAGGAGAAACGCUUCAUCUGCUCUGAGUGUGGUAAAGGAUUUACUCGUAACCGACAACUGACCCAUCACAUCAGAACUCACACAGGAGAGAAACCCUUCAGCUGUUCUGAGUGUGAUAAAACCUUUGCCUGCAAAGAAACAAUGAAAAGACAUUUGAUAACUCACUCAGAAGAUAAGCCUUUUUGUUGUUCUGAAUGCACUAAAAGUUUUAAAGAUAAGGCCACACUGAAUAGGCACAUGCGACACAUGCACACAGGUGAAAAAAACGUGUAAUUCUCAGUUCUAGAGACGAAAGAUUCUAUCGCUUCACUUAGGAAGACACAAGUAGGUUUGGUGGUAAUGCCUCAGAUCCAUUAAAAAUGAAAACAAACUGGGUAUCAUUUUAGCACAUUGGGUGGAGCAGGUGGCCAUUUAUACAGCUUAUAGUCCUUGAUCUACUGGUUGCAGGAUUGAUUCACGCUCUCAGCACUGUUUUGUGCAUGUCUUCGCCCAGCUCGGACCCCCCAUGUUUCCUGACUCACUUCAACUGUCCUAUCCAGCUAAAGCAACCCUCCCCCUCUUUUUUUUUUUAGAAAGAAAACCAACUGAUGUAAGAAUUUAAAAGAAGACAGUGAAGGGAGCUGAUCUAGAGGAUCAUGGAGGAUCAGAAGGAACCAAGAACUUGGGUACAGGCAGAAAUUUACAACCAGAGAUGAGGGUUAUCAUUGAGGACUUUUCUGAACCUGAAACCAAAGAUUUGCAUGAUGAUUCCCAGAGAACAAGAGACAGUCUGUCGUUUUUAAAAUGAUACACAAGGAAAUCCCAGUCAGGGUUAUGAAUUGUUAUACUUUUUUACUUUGUUUUCAAUUUUAUGAUAGUUUUAAUUAGUUUCUACCUCUGGGUUAAUUCCAUUAAUUUUUUAUUGUGUUAAAAUAUAUUUUUAAGUAUAUUUAUUUUUUAAUUACCUCCGCCAAGGAGCUUAUGUGAUCAGGU
This is a messenger RNA of Cheilinus undulatus (humphead wrasse), 2672 nucleotides long. RefSeq names its product gastrula zinc finger protein XlCGF57.1-like. The transcript is spliced from 2 exons. Bases 90 to 1973 code for a protein of 627 amino acids. Lineage: Eukaryota; Metazoa; Chordata; Actinopteri; Labriformes; Labridae. The record is from RefSeq and is a predicted model, not a curated record.